AUUAUAGCCCCACCCACUUCUUCACUCGCUGUCUCGCUCUUACAUCCAGCAGCACUAAACACUUCAUUCUGUCAUUGCGUACUGUUCGUGUCUGCCUGCAUAAAAUGGACCAGGACUGGCGAACCUUAGCCACGCAGCGAGCCGAAUACGCAUCGGACCGUCUCCGCGGGCUACUGUCAUCCGGCGUGGACUUCCUCCGAACCGAGCUCGGGGUUGAUCUGGGACUGAAGCCGGAGAAGUAUCCGUCGUGGGCGAUUCUGAGCGUGGCGGUGAUCGCGCUGACUGUGCUGGUGGUGGUCGCGGCCUGCGGACGGAGAAAGCGCCGAACGGCUCCGGUGACCGCUACCAGCAGUCCCCGCACCGCCGCCGAGACCCAGAUCAAAGCCACCCUGCCACCGAAGACUGUGAAGACCGAACCGAGCGAACCGAAGAAGAAGAACAAAAAGAAAGCAGCUGACAAGCAGAAGGCCCAGGAGAAUGGACAGACAGUUGCUGAACCAAAAGAGGAAAUUAAAGUCACGGAGAAGAAGAAAACGCCUCCUGCACCAGCACCAGUACAGCCUCCAGUUGAUGCAAAGGCCAAAAAAACCAAGAAGAAACCAAAACCAGAGGUGAAGGCAACCCAAGAUGUUUCCUCCUCUGUCGGCAAGGAACCCGAUGAAGCAGGUGCUUGGGAGACUAAAGUCAGCAAUCGAGAGAAACGUCAGCAGCGCAAGAAGGAGAAGGGCCCUGGAGACAGCUCCGGCAGCCCUGAGAGCAGCGAUCGUGCCAGCUGGAAGGUGGAACAGCCAGCACCUGUGCCGUCAACAGCCACCAAGAAGAACAAAGAGUCAUCACGUCCAAAGGCCGGAAAGGACGAGGCUGUUACAGCCCCAGUGAUAUUCAACCGGAUUGAUGCAAACACUGUGAAUGGAGGUGGGUGGACAGUGAAGCACCAAACCCAAAUGAAUGCUUCGAACAAUGAGAAGCGGCCUGUCAGUAAAAAGGCCCAUGUACACAAGAACCGUGAGAACUCCUGGAAACCAGAAUCAGAAGGGCCAUUGACUGGUCUGGAUGGAAGAAGUAAAGUGGAACCGAAACCAGCCAAUUUAACAAUGCUUGGAUUAAACACAUCUGGUGGAGAACCUGGGUCUCAAUCUAACAUUGAACGAUGCAGUGAUGCUAUUGACAAUGAGUGGUCCAGCUGCAAUGGACUUGCUGCUGUGGACCCGAGUUCAGACUGGAACGCUCCGACUGAGUUAUGGGGCAAUUAUGAAGAACCCAAGAAUAAUGCCCCUUUGCUAAAAGAGACACCAAUCUCUAAGCCGCUUGGGGAAUCCAAUGAUGACAAUGAUAAUGCCGAUCCUGCUGGAAGUGGCAAAUCCAAGAGAAGAAAGAAAAAGAAGAGACCAGAAGAGGAAGGUUCAGCCUCGGAGCUGAUCCAAGAGAGUUCUGCUCCUGCAGAGAAGAAUGUGACUGUGAAGCCCCUUCCUCCUCAUGUCCCGAAGGAGGAUGUAUUCAAGCAAAACAUUCCUCCACCGUCCUCACAAAAGAAAUCUGAUCAGAACUGGGAGCCACCGAAGCAAGUGCAGAAGAAAAAAGUCAGAAGAGAAACAUGAACCCUUAAAAACGCCUGAGGAAGCUUAUGCAAACCGAUCGUUUAUGCAAUAAUUUCACAGUACAGGAUUUUAUACUGAAUAAAUUUACUGUGCUUAAAAAAAAA
Molecule: messenger RNA, 1702 nt
Organism: Triplophysa rosa
Lineage: Eukaryota; Metazoa; Chordata; Actinopteri; Cypriniformes; Nemacheilidae
Gene: mtdha
Product: metadherin a
Exons: 12
Coding region: 105-1598 (497 amino acids)
Biological process (GO): negative regulation of apoptotic process; positive regulation of angiogenesis; positive regulation of canonical NF-kappaB signal transduction
Cellular component (GO): nucleus
Molecular function (GO): transcription coregulator activity
Source: RefSeq, a predicted model, not a curated record